Molecule: messenger RNA, 8603 nt
Organism: Alligator mississippiensis (American alligator)
Lineage: Eukaryota; Metazoa; Chordata; Crocodylia; Alligatoridae
Gene: PHF20L1
Product: PHD finger protein 20 like 1
Exons: 22
Coding region: 139-3393 (1084 amino acids)
Biological process (GO): regulation of transcription by RNA polymerase II
Cellular component (GO): NSL complex; nucleus
Source: RefSeq, a predicted model, not a curated record
GCGCUGCUGAGGGAGGCCGCCCGGGCCCGACACCUCCGGCCGGGCCGGGCCGAGCCGGGGCCCGCGGGGCCGGGCCGGGCCGGGCCAGGCCGCGGCGGUGGUAGGAAAAAAAAGGAGAAGAGGAUAGACAUUACGAAGAUGAGUAAAAAACCUCCCAAUCGUCCUGGGAUCACCUUCGAGAUUGGUGCUCGGUUGGAGGCAUUGGACUACUUGCAGAAAUGGUAUCCAUCUCGAAUUGAGAAGAUAGACUAUGAAGAGGGGAAGAUGUUGGUCCAUUUUGAACGCUGGAGUCAUCGCUAUGAUGAGUGGAUUUAUUGGGACAGCAAUAGAUUAAGACCUUUGGAGCGACCAGCACUCCGAAAAGAAGGGCUGAAAGAUGAUGAAGAAUUUGUUGACUUCAAACCUGGAGAAGAGGUGCUAGCUCGUUGGACAGACUGUCGAUAUUACCCAGCCAAGAUUGAAGCAAUUAACAAGGAGGGAACCUUCACUGUACAGUUCUAUGAUGGUGUUAUUCGGUGUCUAAAAAGGAUGCAUAUCAAAUCUAUGCCUGAAGAUGCCAAAGGGCAGGCGCGCGAGAGGGAGCAGAUAGCGCCGGAGCUGAGAUUAGUGACGGAAAUCGAACCAAAAGAAGAUUGGAUAGCUUUGGUCAAAGCUGCUGCAGCAGCGGCUGCCAAAACUAAAGCUGGAAGUAAACCUCGGACCAGUGCAAACAGCAAUAAAGAUAAAGAGGAGAGAAAAUGGCUAAAAGUACCUUCAAAGAAGGAAGAAACCUCAACUUCUACAAUCAUACAAGAAGUCCAGAAAAAGGAAGAGGAGCCAACAUCCAGUGAGCCAUUUGUAGGAUUUCCUGUAGUGGAUGUUCCAAAGAUGGCCUUUGUGCAAGCAGAGAGCACAUUAUCACACAAGAGGAAAAGUAGUCUAGGCAACUCAUUUCAGGCAAAGAGAGCUCGUCUUAACAAGAUCACUGGUUUGUUGGCAUCCAAAGCUGUUGUUGUGGAUGGUGGUGAAAAAAAGGAAGUCAGCAAAGAAACAGCUCCAGUCCUGGAGCAGGAGAUUUCACCUAAACCUCAAAAUCAGAAAAAAAAUGAAGCUGAUAUUAGCAGUUCUGCCAACACUCAGAAACCUGCACUGUUAUCCUCAACUUUGUCUUCAGGAAAGGCUCGCAGCAAGAAAUGCAAACAAGAAUCUGGAGAUUCUUCUGGGUGUAUAAAGCCCCCUAAAUCACCACUUUCCCCAGAAUUAAUACAAGUCGAGGAUUUGACGCUGGUCUCUCAGCUUCCUUCUUCUGUGAUAAAUAAAACUAGUCCAUCACAGCCAGUGAAUUCCCCUAGAUCCUACAAACAUAGCCAGCGGAGAAGAAGAUCGCAGCGUUUGGCCACUUGCCCAUUGCCUGAUGAUUCUGUAGAAAAGGUUCCUUCUCCAGUCACUGAUGGAAAAGUGUUCUCCAUCAGUGCCCAAAAUCAGCAGUCAUCCAUGUCAGAGGUACCCGAUGUUGCUCACAUGUCACUUGAGAAGCGUGGACCAUGUCUCCCUCUUGACUUAAGCCGUAAUUCGGAAGUUACAACAUCAUUAUCCACAGAAUCCACUUUCCGUAAUGAAUACCCCAGUAAAGAAAAGGAAGAUAUUCAGAUGAUUACAUAUCAUUCUUCCAAAACAGUAACUGAUGGAAGAGUAGCCACCACAGCGUCAGCACCCUCGUCCCAUGUACAUGCCUUACAUCUGGAAAUGCCUUUAACCAGUAGUCUAAAGUUAUCCAAAGGGAAUAGUAAAAAAAAGAGGUCUUCCACAUCAAUGAGCUCUGAAGGGACAGAGAUACAGUUCUCUGUGCCCAUAAAGGAGAAAUGUUUUGAGAGUCUGCAGGAGAAAAUAUUAAAGAACGUGACUGAAAAGGAGAAGCAUUCAGAAGUUGGAGCAUUGAAAACUGAAAGAAAAGGGAAACUGGAAGAGAAAAGCUCAUCGUCAUUUGGUAAAAAGAAGGAAAAGGAUAAAGAGAAAAAAGAGAAAAAGGAAAAAGAUCAUAAAUCAAAACAGAAAAAGAAGAAGAAAAAAAAGAAGAAAUCUAAACAGUAUGAUUACUCGGAUUACGAAGAUAGUUCUAUUGAGUUUUUGGAAAGGUGCUCCUCCCCGCUCACCCGCUCCUCUGGGAGUUCUCUGACUUUGCGCAGCAUGUUUACAGAGAAGAACAUUGCAUACCAGUAUCCAAGGGCUAUUCUGUCUGUCGACCUCAGUGGAGAAAACCUCUCGGAUGUGGAGUUCUUGGAUGACUCAUCCACAGAGAGCUUGUUACUGAGUGGCGAUGAAUACAAUCAGGACUUUGAUUCAACCAAUUUUGAAGAGUCUCAGGAUGAAGAUGAUGCCCUCAAUGAAAUAGUUAGAUGCAUCUGUGAAAUGGAUGAGGAGAAUGGCUUUAUGAUUCAGUGUGAAGAAUGCUUGUGCUGGCAACACAGUGUCUGUAUGGGACUGUUCGAAGACAGCAUUCCGGAGCAGUACAUCUGUUACAUCUGCAGAAACCCACCAGGUCAGAGAUGGAGUGCCAAAUAUCUUUAUGAUAAGGACUGGUUAAACAAUGGGCAUAUGUGUGGAUUAUCUUUUUUGAAAGAAAACUACUCUCACCUAAAUGCCAAAAAGAUUGUGUCAACACAUCACCUGUUGGCUGAUGUGUAUGGAGUAACUGAAAUAUUACAUGGCUUGCAGCUGCAGAUUGGGAUACUCAAAAAUAAACAUCACCCUGACCUUCAUCUCUGGGCUUGUUCAGGGAUGAGAAAAGAGCAAGAGCAGAUAUCCCUCGGAGUGGAGAAAAAAAUAGUGACUUUGCCAGAUACUGUUAAUCUACCUGAAAGGACGUGUCAGAGUCAAAACCAUAAAGAGCCCCCUAGUUUACCCCAGAAGAUGGAAGAAACAUAUAUUACAAGUGAGCACAGUUACCAAAAACCACAGAAUUUUGGUCAAGACUGCAAAGCAGUUACUGACCCUGUGAGCUCAGAUGAUGAGGAUACGAGUAGUUUUGAGGAAGAUCAGGAAUUCCGUUCAGAGAAUAAAACCUAUUUACAAUAUUCUUUUAAAGAAGAUGGCAUGAGUGAUCAGAAGACCUCGGCUGAAGGGAACACAGUAUUUGCUUGCAAUGAGAAAAAAGGAUCCGAAGAACAAGUGGAUGCGCAUCUUCAAUGGCAGCUAAAUCUCCUUACCCACAUAGAGAAUGUGCAGAAUGAAGUCACCAGCAGAAUGGACCUGAUUGAAAAAGAAGUUGAUGUUUUAGAAAGCUGGCUUGACUUCACUGGAGAACUGGAACCACCAGACCCUCUUGCAAGACUGCCUCAGCUCAAGCGACGUAUCAAACAGCUCUUAACUGACAUGGGGAAAGUACAGCAGAUAGCUACACUCUGCUCUGUAUGACAGGAGGAAGAAUAAAGGAAUAAAAAUAGGCUCUCUACAAUGAAUUUGUGUAUUAGCCACCAGACUGACAGAAAGACAGGAAAAAGCUGAACAUUUAUCUGUUUCUGUGCCGAUUUAUAUUAUUAACCUAAGCUCUGGAGAGGGGAGAGGAAAUCUAAAGAAAGAAUAUUGAUAGCGAAGAUAAUUUUCUAUGUCCAAGCAAAUUACGGUAUAUCAAGCAUAGACCUACAUCAAUAUGCUCUGAAAGACUAGGCAGGUUAAUGACAGAUUUUUGUGGUUAUACAAGAAGGUUCAAGAAAUCUCUACAAAGAAAAGUGCUAUAACGUAUAGCAGACAGGUCCAAAUUCACAAGUGUCAGUUGACAUAAAACUGAGUUGGGUGGAAAAAUAUAAAUUCCUGAUGAUUUCCUCUUAUGUUGCUAGCAAAAUACAAACAUGGAGAUCUGUAUCCCUUAUAUAAUCGAUCCAUCUAUCAAAAUCAAAACAUAGACAGAGAACUUAUUUUUUGUAGUCCAGGCUUACUUCCUUGUCUAAUGAAUGUGCAGGAAAAUGAAAACACUAGCUUCUUUUGGAAAAGAAAGUAUUUGUGGUGGUGGUCUUAUAUAAGUAUUUUUAAAUGGAAUCCUCAUUACAGCACCCAUAGGCUUCUUUUAAAAUGUAAGUGGCAAAUAGUAGUCAGAUGUGCCAAAUAAUAUUAAAACCACUGAGAUGAGAGUUUGAAUAUAAUGAAGAUACAUGAAGGGUUGUUUUGUGGGGUUUUCUCUUCUUUUAUUUUAUUUGAAAGUCCUAUAUGGUGCCAGCAAUCCAUCCAAAAUUGUAUCUAGCUUAUAUUUUUUUACGUUUUCUGGCAGUAUUCAGGAUUCAAAAUACAAUUUGUGUCCUGGGUAGCUCUGUUUGGUGUUAGCCCUCUGAAAUUUUACCAACCUCAGCUGGGAUGAGGAAUAAUGACAAGAGCAGCAAAAACUAUGCGUGGCUCUGAAUAACUAAACCACUAAAUAUCACAAAGAGACUUUAUCUGAAAUGUUUUUAUAAAACUUUUAGCUUCAGUUAUAAAUGAAAAAAGCAUCAUGAAACCAAAGGCAACCUAGAUGCUCUGUUAGCUCUUGCUGGAUUUUGAGCCAAGGACUUUCUCUGUGCCUGUGCUCACAUGAGUUGCCGCUGCACCCAGUGCUUACAUUUACAUGUAUGUGCAUGUAUAUGUGCAUAUACACACAUAUACCUAUGUACAUACUAUAUACCUAUUUAUCUACACAUGUCUAGUUUUAUUACAAUAGACUAAAGACUGGUGGUUAACAUGAAAUGUUACCUUUUAACAAGCAGUUUCUAAAAUUGAAAAUAAUGUAUGUACAGGUUUUGAAAUUUGUAAAAUACAACUGUUAAAAGGAGGCUAUUUAACUGAUGACAUUAAGAUACUUGAACAUUUUAUGCCUCAGCUGUUUAUCAGUUCUACUUAUCUGUAUAAAACGCAUUUUAGAACCGAUAGACAGUAAACUUGAAUUUACCUUUUGAUAAGAGUACAAGCCACUGUACAUUCAAAAAUUAUUUAAAUUUGCAAACACACUGUUCUAUAUGUAAGGUACUGUAUGUAAAACUGUUUAUUAAAACUAUUCUGCAUACUCUACAUCUUCCAAUUUUCUUCCUGUCCUAUAUACAAAUGUGAAAAAAGAAAAAGAAGCUGAUUAAAAUAAUGUACAGACCCUCAAAACCAUACCAUUUCUUGAUUGCCUUUUGAGGAUUCAUACAGGUGAAAAAAGUGCCAAAGAUGGAUCGUGUAGGAAAGAUUUUGAAGCUGGUACAUUGAACUUUCAUCAUAAAAAUGUAGGACAGUAGCAUGGCUGAGUGAUUAUUGAAAAGUACCAACAUUGAGGUCUCCAGAUUGUCUGUCAUGUCUGAAGUAAGUUAUCACUCUAAAUAUCUAAGUCUGAAGUAAACACGUCAACCCCAGUUACAGAGUAGUUGCUAUUUAAAAGGUCUCUUUUACUACUGGUUACCACAUCAUAGUAUUGGAAAUAUUGCUAUUCUUUGAGUGCAAAACUCAACCCAACCUUAAUUAUGGAGCCAGGACUGUCAACUCCAUAAUUUAAAGGAACCAUGAUGACUUUUAAUGGCAACUGUUAAUGUUUUUUAUAGUUUGAUGCUUAAAUAAGUGCUUAAGAUUAUAAUGAAUAGCUUUUGAAAGUGAUCUACUUGCUCUUUCAGUGUGCCAGACAUUUUUAUAUAUUAUUCUUUUGAUGCAUAUCCUUGAAUGUGGUACUGUGUGUACUGUAUAGAAGAAAUGUAAAUCUAGAUACACAACUUGAAACCAAGUAGGUAGUAUUUACAUCAUGAAUGCAGUACACACUAGCCAUGUUACUGUGUGUGUGAGUGUGUGUGCGUGUGAGUGUGCAUGCGUGCAAAAUAACAAUAUAAUGAAGGAAGAGCUGGACAGAGAGAUUUCAGGUAGGAGGAAGGAGGUUCCAUUCUCAGUACAAUGAGCUGUAAGAAUAUUAUCACUUAAAGAUGGGAAAGUUAUAUGAGUUUAGGAGAAGGUAAUCUGGUAUACUUUAACUGGAAAGAUUUAUGUGAUCCGAAGAGAAAGAAACAGAAACAUACAACAGAUCUCCAUUAAAAUGUUGUUAUGGUUGCAAAGUCAAACAGAAAUUGAAGUUGCUCAUGCAAUCUUAAUUAAUUCUCCUUCCAUAUGUUUUUGAGAGAGGUAGUUAGCUGUGUUAAUCUAACAUCAGUCAGAAGGCAAGGUAGGGUAGCACCCUUCAAAGACUAACUUGUUCAGAAAGGCUUAAGCUUUCAUCAGUGACCGCCUACUUUGCCAGUUGCUGUGAAAUAUACUGAUGAAGUAGGCUGUUGCCUAUUAAAGUGGAUGCCUUUCUGAAUAAGUUAGUCUUUAAGGUGCUGCCUUCCUCUGCCUUCUGCCUGUACGUUUUUCUUGUAGUCUGUCAUUUACAUGAUUACACCCUUUACCUUGUAGGGUACCCUUCUCCCCUGCCUUCCCCACACCCCAUUCACCAUAUAUGAUGGACAGAACCCACUGAUGAACUGCUCAACAUUUCUUUCUAUCGUCACUAAUUCACUAGUUGUGAAACAUCUCAUAUUUAGCGCACAGAGUUCAAACCCUGCACUGGACAAUGACUUGUUUCCUUACUGGCAAUACUGUAACACGUCACUGUAGGUUCUGAAUGGUGUACAGGCUUUAAUUUUCACCACAAUUGUGGUUUAAUUGAUAUUACAAUCAUCCUCCUUAUCCAAAUGUGUUUUUGGCCUUAAUCUCUGUUACUCAAAUGCCCAGUGUUCAAGACGCUUGGGAGCUGGCACUUUUUCAGGGCAUGUAGCAUUUUUAUAACACUUUGAUGUCAGUACUGUGCAUUGAAUAUAGUUGCAGUUCAAAUUGCUCAGCACUUCUGCAGGUCAAGUCCCAGGUAUCUCAGGUUGGAUCACUGGAGAAGGAAGCUCAUGCUUAGUUGGCUACCUGUGAAAAUGUUGGGUUCUGUGAAUGAAUUCAUGUGGUAGAGUAAGGAACUCUGGCUUUCCAGCGGACAUUCAUUAGUCUUAAUCAUGAAACUAUCCUUUAUCUUCUCAGAAGCCCUUGCCUCAUUUGCCACAUAGUUUCCAACUUUCUUAACAAAUGAGGCAGGGAUCUUAUAGAUCAUAACCAUAUUCUGAACACCACUGAUUCCAAGGAGUGCUGGGGAGAAUAGUAUGUGAGGAUGGAAUAACGGCUGUCAUUAUGCAUAUGUAUGCAGAGGCCAAAUUCAGCAUUCUUAGACUAAUUUAAUUUUAACACUUCCCAACUUCUGAGUGUUUGACUUUGCAACUUUUCUGGAAUGCAAUAUGUUGUGUAACUUCUUAUGUUUUUGAAAAUAGGCUUUCCAUCCAACAGAGCCAUAUUGUGAUGACUAAUGACUAAUUAGCAGUGUAGUGAAAUGUUUAGAUCCACAGCAUAGAUCGCUACCGGUUGAGCUGUGGAGUCACUGGUAGCAAUAGUUGGCUGUUAUCCUCUUUGGAUUAGUCAUGCAGGGAAUGAGAGACGCUUUUCAAGUGGGUUUUGUAUGUAUGUGCUAAAGACUUGAUAGAGUAGUAGGAUUUGGGAAUCUUCUUCCUUCCCUCCCCACCCCCUGCCUCUAACCUCAAAAAACCUAAAAAAAAAAUUGUUUUUUUUCCCUAUAACCUCAUGGGGAGUUAAAUUCUAAUUCAACUCUUUCUACUGAAACUUGAAUACCUAGAAAAAGUGAUGAGAGAGCUUGGGCCUGGAAAAUUGCAGCUGAACAGUUUCACAAAAUUGUAAGCAAAUGAAAACAGGGGUUUUUAUCAUGGAAAAUGUAGUGUUGAAGGGUGUCGGGUAAUAAACUCUCCUUCUUUACUUAUCCUACCAUUGUACACAAUGUGUAAGAGUACUUGCCUUUGCAAUGUGGCUCUCCAAAUGUAGAACCUAUUUUCUUCCCUCCUUUUCCUCCUCAUGAAAUCUUUCAGUCCAUAAAUUUUAGAGUGCUUAUUAAACACAAAGGGCUUUCAUAUUUUCUGAUUGACUGUUGCUAGCCCUAUACUUUAUAUAUAUUUUUUGUUUGUAUUGGGUCAUGGAUGUUUUUUGUUACAAUGAUUUCAUAUUGGUUUUUAUCAUGCUAUGUGAUGUCCUUAGCACUGGGUGUGGGGUCCAUCUUUAGCAAUAAGUAUUAUACACUGUGUGUAUAUUUGUUAUGUGCAGAAUAGGAGAGGAGCAUUUGACGAUGGUGAAAAUACACUUGAACAAAACACGGUGUUGAUUGGGCAGCUAUUCUGUACCAGCCUGGGCAACUCAGAACUACUGGAAAAGAAUGGAAGUACGCAUCCAGGAAACGAAACAGUUUGUAAAAGACAAAAUAUAAUGAACUUCCAAAACAUGCCAUUUAAUCUGGACAGUUUGCACGCGCACACCUGGAGAUGAGCUAACAUGGUUUUCUGUGGGUUUGUUGAGAAACUAAAAUCCAGUUCAAUCGCUUAAUUGCCUUCGAAUGGCUGUUCAGUUUUGGGACCUGCUCGUGACUGUUUCCAUGCAGUUAUUCAACCUAGCUGUGUGUGUCAGUGUAUUGUCAUUAGAAGGUUGGAGAGAGUCAGCACUGAAUUGUUAAAUCUUCCCUGAGAGAAGAAAGGUAUUUUCUUUCAUGAUUUUGUUUUAUAAUAGCAAUAAUGUUGGUUACGUUCUAAUAUACUCACAAUAAAGGCCUAUUGAGAUUGGUUAAA